Messenger RNA from Plutella xylostella (diamondback moth), 1877 nucleotides. Its product is annotated as acyl-CoA Delta(11) desaturase. Lineage: Eukaryota; Metazoa; Arthropoda; Insecta; Lepidoptera; Plutellidae. Gene Ontology annotation, biological process: unsaturated fatty acid biosynthetic process. Gene Ontology annotation, molecular function: stearoyl-CoA 9-desaturase activity; iron ion binding. The record is from RefSeq and is a predicted model, not a curated record. Gene Ontology annotation, cellular component: endoplasmic reticulum membrane.
CUGUUUGCAAUUUAUAAUCUUUCCGUGCGUUUUUUGUGACAUUGAAUGAACUUAGGUAGCUGGUUAGAUUUGUAUCUUCCGUUAAUGAGAGUUUUGUCACUUUGUCACUACAUAUUUAAGCUUCUGCCCUUGGGCAAAUCAGUUAAGAAUAUGACUGUAGCCUUUGCACUACCGUGUACCGCGUCAGUCAUUACCACUAGAGCCUUCUCCGUUGAACAGACUAUAACUAGCUUUAAUAAGUAAAUGGUUACUCAAUCGCGAUUUGCAACAAUUUUUCCAUUAGUUGCAGAUGAACUGUCGGAGCUGUAGUGAAAUUAAUUAUUAUUAACACUGUUUUAUGUUGACUGGAUUACAAUUUAAAGAAAGUUUGUUUUAAUCAAAUUUGUGUGAAGUGAUAUACCUGUGACCUAUGUGCGUUAUAAAAUUUAUAAGAAAUUUACGAGGUAGACAUUGGUGAUUCAAAAUGGGCAUGAUAGAGGAUUCCGAGGAUCUGUUUGACUUUUCCCAUGAUCAUGACCACAGCCAUGACAAGACUGAAGUAAAGCCGAGAAAGUAUGAAGUGGUAUAUACUAAUCUAUUGACUUUUGGUUACGGUCAUAUCGGCGCUUUGUACGGACUUUACCUCGCUUGUACCGUCGCUAAAUGGACCACGAUAUUUUUUGCCCUAGGCCUGUACUACGCAGGAAUCCUCGGCAUAACAGCGGGAGCGCACCGGCUGUGGUCGCACCGCACCUACAAAGCCAAGAUGCCCUUGCAGAUAAUCCUCAUGAUCCUCAACACGAUAGCGUUCCAGAACACAGCCUACACCUGGAUCCGGGACCACAGGCUUCACCACAAGUACAGCGACACGGAUGCUGAUCCCCACAAUGCGACCCGAGGGUUCUUCUUCUCCCAUGUCGGCUGGCUGCUGGUCAGGAAACAUGAGGAUGUCAAGAAGUACGGGAAGCUGAUCGAUAUGAGCGACAUUGAGAAUAACCCGGUCUUGCGGUUUCAGAAGAAAUACGCACUGCCGUGGUGCGGGAUGGUCUGCUUCGUUCUGCCGACGUUAAUCCCGAUGUACUGUUGGGGGGAAUCCCUGAACUGCGCCUGGCACAUCGCCGUGGUUCUCCGCUACGUGGCCAACCUCAACGUCACAUUCCUCGUCAACAGCGCAGCCCACAUCUGGGGCUACAAACCCUACGAUAAAAACAUGCUGCCAGGAGAAAAUAUCUCGGUAGCUAUUGCCUCUUUCGGGGAAGGAUUCCACAACUACCACCACACUUUCCCCUGGGAUUACAGGGCGGCGGAACUCGGCAAUAACAGGUUAAAUCUGACGACUGCGUUUAUAGAUUUCUUUGCGUCUAUCGGAUGGGCUUAUGACCUGAAGUCGGUGACCAAGACACACAUAGAAGCUAGGAAGAAGAGAACGGGUGAUGGGUCAAAUUUUUCGUGGUUAGACAAGGAAACUGUUACGGAGGAUCAGAAAGACAGAUAGUUAUUUAAAACGCCAUAGUGUUUAUGAUGAUUAACUAAAUUGCAUUCUAUGUAAUUGUCAAUCGUAGGUAUAUGAGCUGAAAUAUUUUAUUGCUUACAUCAUGUCUUACAAAUGAAUUUAUGAGUUUUAUGUCAAUUUUUUAUCAAGGUAAGCAAUUACUCAAAAUUUCACUAACAACCUAUAUAGUUAAUGAAAAAUAAAAAGCUUGUAAAAAUAUGGAGUAGAUAAUAUCCAAUCAGAAUGAAAUAUAUUUCCAUUCUCUGUUAAAUACUUUCCGAUAAGUAAUUUUAGCAGACAUACGAUCAAUGCGAGUGCUAGUAUUAUUAUUUAUUUAUAUUUAAGUUCAUAAAAUAUUAUAAAUGUGAUAAGUAAAGGUAUUGAUAAGAUUAAAUAAAUUUUAGUA